GUACCGAACGAAUAAGUACCGGUGCGGCGCUGGGCGGACUGCAGCAGGCGCGUUGGGUCGUAGGCUGGAGGUUUUGUGAUGAAGUGUGUUUUGUUUGUGUCGGUUCUGGUUCUUUGGGCGACGAAGGAGAGCGUCUGUAAGCCAGCCUGCAGGUACCCUCCGUCCCAAUGGUGCAGCUCGUACGAGAUAGCCGUCUCCUGCCAGGUUGAGAAGCAAUGUGUUGAGUUCAACAGGAGCCAGAGUGAAGCUCCAGUGCAGGUCAGCCUGUACUAUGAGAGUCUGUGUCCUGGCUGCAGAGGCUUCCUUGUCAUGCAGCUGUUUCCCACAUGGAUUUUGCUGAUGGACAUCAUGAACGUUACACUGGUGCCCUAUGGGAAUGCACAGGAGAAGUUUGAUGGUAAGCAGUGGCAGUUUACAUGCCAGCAUGGUGAAGAGGAGUGUCUUGGGAACAUGAUUGAGACAUGCAUAAUGGACAUUCUGGGUGAUGCUAAUAAAUACUUCCCAGUCCUCUUCUGCAUGGAAUCCUCUCAAGAUGUCAUCAAGUCAGGAGAAGCUUGCCUGAAACUGUAUGAACCCACCGUGCAGUGGGAAUCCAUUGUGACAUGCGUUAAAGGAGACCAGGGAAACAAACUGAUGCACGCCAACGCACAGCUGACUGACACUCUGAAACCAGCCCACCAGUAUGUGCCCUGGGUGACUCUCAAUGGGGAGCACACAGAUGCAAUGCAGGAUAAAGCCAUGAGUUCUCUCUUCAAUCUAGUCUGCAGUACAUACAAGGGUGAGAAGCCUGUCGCAUGCACAGGAGAAACGAAGACAAAGCCCACUACCUACUGUAUGAAUUAAGAGCUGCCUAGCGCAGUGAAAUGGGAUAGUUUUUAAACUGCUGAUUUGUGUAAUCAAGCAUUACAUUCGCACUACUUUAAGAGGGGACAUUGUUCAGUACAAAGUAACCACAGGUGCAUUUUCUGAAACCACGAUGCUUUCAUUUUACUAAAUAAAUAUUCCUGUUUCCAAGACUUCAAAAAUAUAAUACAAGUAGUAUAGUGUGUUUGUGUUUUUUUAUUUUUUAUUUGAAUUUAUACAUUUUCCAGUCUUAUUUUCUCAUUUUUACUUUGAUAGAAGUAAUUGGUUUUCAUUACCAGUUUACUUCCUGUGUUACACCAUAAUAGGACCGUAUCUGAUCCCUUGUUUCCUGUGUACAGUAAGUGUAAGGUGCAGAUGGAGUCCUAUUUCAUGUAACACAGGAAGGAAGUUGAUUUGUCUAGAAAAUUUGAGUUUCACCUCCAAAAACAUCAACAGCAAAAUAUGAAGGACUUGUGCUAAUGUUCUGUUAAUAAGAAGUACAUGUUUUCAUCCAAAUUAAAUCUCUGCAGUUUAGGAAUCUCCGGUAUACCAGCGCUGUUAAACGUGUCUAGGAACUGCCUUGAAUUGUAUUAGAAAUGUAUAUUUUUGUGUUUACGGAACACUACCACAGGUUUUUAUCAACUUGCACAGGAAGUGAAUUUAUAGUGUGGUGGUAGAAUAAGUGAGCUUCCACAGACAACUGGAAACUAAUGUUUCACAACCACUUAAUGGUUGUGUUUCUUUUCUUUUUUUUGUAAUACUCUUGCAAUAUAUUAAUAAAUGACUUUUUGUAUGAUUUAAA
Messenger RNA from Acipenser ruthenus (sterlet), 1645 nucleotides. RefSeq names its product gamma-interferon-inducible lysosomal thiol reductase-like. Bases 79 to 843 code for a protein of 254 amino acids. The record is from RefSeq and is a predicted model, not a curated record. Gene Ontology annotation, molecular function: oxidoreductase activity, acting on a sulfur group of donors, disulfide as acceptor. The transcript has 7 exons. Gene Ontology annotation, cellular component: lysosome. Lineage: Eukaryota; Metazoa; Chordata; Actinopteri; Acipenseriformes; Acipenseridae.